Molecule: messenger RNA, 1310 nt
Organism: Synchiropus splendidus (mandarinfish)
Lineage: Eukaryota; Metazoa; Chordata; Actinopteri; Syngnathiformes; Callionymidae
Product: pyridoxal kinase-like
Exons: 11
Coding region: 219-1124 (301 amino acids)
Biological process (GO): pyridoxal 5'-phosphate salvage
Cellular component (GO): cytosol
Molecular function (GO): pyridoxal kinase activity
Source: RefSeq, a predicted model, not a curated record
UUAUUCUUUUUUCCUUUUUUUCCUUCACACAGCGGAAGCAGCGAUUUAGGUGUCUUCGCUACUGCCUGAUCAGAAACAGGCUCGACAGCAGCGGAAGAGCCGUCCCCCUCCUGCCUUCACUACUGAGUCCCAGACCGGAUGAUGACUUUUAGUUUGUGCACGGUUUAGGUGCAGUUUUAGCGACCUUCCGCGCUGUCUAGUUUCUUUUUUAAACUGACAUGGAGUGUCGAGUGUUGUCCAUUCAGAGUCAUGUUGUUAGGGGAUACGUCGGGAAUAAGUCAGCAACGUUCCCCUUGCAGGUUCUUGGCUUCGAAGUGGACUCGAUCAACUCCGUGCAGUUCUCCAAUCACACAGGCUAUGAUCACUGGAAGGGCCAGGUCCUGACUGCAGAGGAGCUGAAUGUGCUGUAUGAAGGGAUCAAGCUCAACGCAGUGAACCGAUACGACUACAUUCUCACAGGGUAUAGCAGAGACACAUCGUUCUUGUCAACGGUGGUUGACAUUAUUCAGGAGCUUAAGAAUAUUAACCCCAAACUGGUUUAUGUUUGCGAUCCAGUGAUGGGAGACCAGGGUGCUAUGUACGUCCCAGAAAGUCUUCUUCCGGUCUACAGGGACAAAGUUGUUCCUUUGGCAGACAUUCUGACGCCUAACCAGUUUGAAGCUGAAUUAUUAACUGGGAGAAAGAUCAACACUGAGGAUGAUGCGGUUGAGGUGAUGGAGCUGCUGCAUAAAAUGGGACCACACACUGUUGUUCUCACCAGCACAGACCUUCCUUCCAAAAAUGGGGACCAGUUCCUAGUGGCACUUGGAAGCCAAAACAUAGAUGGGAAAAGUCAGAAAAUCCGCAUGGAAAUCCCAAAAGUGGAUGCUGUGUUUGUGGGUACUGGGGACUUGUUUGCUGCCAUGUUGCUGGCUUGGACUCAUCACCACCCCAAGGAUCUUAAGGCUGCCUGUGAAAAGACUGUUUCCGUCAUGCACCAUGUUAUCAAGAGGACCAUUUCUUACGCCAAGGACUUGUCUGGCCCAACUGAAAAGCCCAGCGCUGCACAUCUGGAGCUGCGGAUGGUUCAGAGCAAAGCAGACAUUGAGAAUCCUGCAAUCGUAUUGGAAGCUACGGUUCUAUGAACCCCAUCAUACACAUGAUCAAUACCCUAAAUGACAUCUCAGUUAGGGACGGGACCUAAAACCUUUUUUUAUUCAGAGAGGUUUUUGAUACUCUGCUUUAUUAAUGUGAACUAAUGUGAAUUUUUUUUUUUUUUUUUUUAAACUGCUUGUUUGGACUGUAAUAACGUUCCUCUAAGUAUGAAUGAA